This is a messenger RNA of Cotesia glomerata, 2301 nucleotides long. RefSeq names its product putative leucine-rich repeat-containing protein DDB_G0290503. The record is from RefSeq and is a predicted model, not a curated record. The coding region runs from base 72 to 2165 and encodes 697 amino acids. The transcript is spliced from 5 exons. Lineage: Eukaryota; Metazoa; Arthropoda; Insecta; Hymenoptera; Braconidae.
AUAGAUAGGUGUAUAAUCAAUUGAAAAUAAAUAGAUAUAAUUAACUAAAGUAUAUUGAAAUAAAAAUUUCAAUGGAAUUAAAUGAAAAAUUGAGCUCUUUAAUUAUUGAAGUUAAAAGUCCGAGUUUUGAGGUUUGUUCUGAAACUUGCAGUAUAAUAGAAGACGAACGUGAAAAAUGUGACUUGACUGGGAGCUAUCACUCAAAUGUAAUUAACCUUACUGACGCUGUAAUUAGUGACAAAAACAAAUUGUCUGAUGCUGGUAGUAAUUCGUCGAUUGGAAAAAUAGAAAAUUACAAAAUUUCUGAUGUAGGAGUUAAAGUAUCAACACCUAAUUUGGUAAACAAUAAAUCAAUGAUGAAAGAUACUUCAUCUUCAUUACCAAUUAUCAAAGCAGAAAAUAAAUCUUAUCAAGAUCAUCAUGAUUAUUCUCCAAUAGAUGAAUUAAAUAACAACAACUACAAAAGUUUUGUCUCCAGCAGUACUGAUAAUCCUUAUUCACAAUCAAUUGAAGACAAUGUAAUAUUGGAGAAGAUAGACAGCAAGGAUAAUGUUCCCCACGAGCUUAACAAUCACGUUAAAAUAUUAAAAGUCGAAUCAUUUAAUAAUGACUGUGACAAUAAAAAUAAAAUCCUUUAUAAAAUACAACAAUUAAAACCUAAAAAAGAAAAUUUAGAACUGAGUAAUGAUCAAAACAAUAUUCAUGACUUGUUAUUAAAUCUACAAACAUUAAAUCAGCAAACUUUAACUAGAGUAUCUCAAUUAGAAGAAAUAUUAAUUAAAUAUGAGGCUAGAAGUCGGAGACUAGAAGAACGCUUUGGAGCAUUAGAAAAUUUUAAUUGUAAAAAAUCUAGCUUUGAAUCUAAAAUAAAAAACGCUUUUAAUGUUUCUUCAGUGCAAAAUAAAAAGGAUGCAACUGAAGAAACUUUAAAGGAAGUUAAUAAUGAAACAAUAAACUACAGUAAGCAUCAGAAAAUUAUAAAUAUGAAUUCUUGGACAGACAAUGAAGAAAGUGCAGUUGAAAAUUUAACGAUCUCUGAAGAUGAAGAAAUGAUUUAUCAACAUGAAGAAUCAUCGAAUGUAAUAAUUGGUUGGAAUAAGGAUGAAGAAAAUACAAUUGAAAACAAUUUGCUGUUUGCUGAAGAAGUUUUUGAUCAAGUUUGUAAUACUAAUGAAAAAAAUUUGCUAAUGCCUGGAGAUAAUUUGGAAAUUAUGGAGGAUAAUAAAAGUAUUUAUCAGUUUGAAGAGUGGCUAGAUAGUUCAGUUUCUGGUUUUGAUAAUGAAAUUAAUUCUAUUUUAGAGUCAAAUGAAAAUAUCUCGCCGCCUAGUUCGCUUGAAAAUUUUGAAGAUUUCUCUGAAAUUAAAUCCUUAUCAAAUAAUGAGAAAGAUAUUAAAAAAGAAAAUAUUUUUUACCCGAUUGAUUUAUUAAAAAAUACUUCACAUGAUCUAACGCCUUCAUACGGUUUUUUAGCGUUCAUUCCUUAUUUUCCACAAUCUAACAUUAACAAUGAUUUUAAAAAAAUCCAAUGCUUUAAAAUACAUUUAGAUAUAUCAUCUUUAAAUGCUCAGAUGACAGCAGUUGAUCAGAAAAGUUUAAUUGACAAUAAAAUUAAUUCUAAAAUGUCAAAUACUGAAAAAAUUAUCCGGGAAGAGAGGCCAAUUGCAAAAAUAAAACAAUUAUUCGUUGUACUUGAUCGAAAUGCAGUCCCGAAUUAUUUAAAGAAAAAAAAUGUAAAAUCUUUUGUUGAAAAAAAGAAAUCUAAAAAAUUACAAGGAAUUAAUAAAAAUAAGAGUGAUGAUAAAAAGAAAAAUUUGAAACUGAAAGCAGAGCUUUCGGUUUAUAAUUGUGCUAUUUGUAAAAGCAAAUUUACAAAUUUAAAAUUAUUUAAUGAGCACGCUAAAAGUCACAUCAAAACUAAAUAUGCUUGUGAAGAGUUCAGUGUGAAUUAUCGUAGACCAAAUCUAUUGAGACCACAUAUAAAUAAAAAAAAAUGCUUUAAAUGUGACUGUUACGAUGAUAAAUCUAGUCAAUCAAUUGCAUUAAAUCGGAAUGUUCAAAAAUCAAGUAAUCAGUAUUUUUUUAGAUGUAAAUUUUGUGAUUUUGCUACUGCAUAUUCAUCUAAUUUACAAGUACACAAACUGAAGCACGUUCAUAAUGCUUGUUGAGUACAAAUUACUUUAAAAAAAAAUUUAAUGGCAAAAUCUACUUAAAAAUCGAUUGCUCAGUUUAUAAAUUAGCACGUUAAUAUUAUAAUUUAUAAUAAGAGCUUAGGUAGGAAUUAAAAUUUUUAUAGACCAUUUG